CUUUGGCGCCGCACCGGGACGGGACCGGGACAGGGACCGGGAUCGGAACCGGGACAGGACCGGGAUCGGAACCGGGACAGGAUCGGGACAGGAUCGGGACCGGAUCGGGACCGGGGUCCCACCCGCCAUGUCCUCCAGCGGCUGCACCUUCGAGGAUCGCUGCGUGAGCGUGCUGUGCUGCCGGUUCUGCCGGCAGGUGCUGAGCUCCCGGGGGAUGCAGGCGGUGCUGCUGGCGGACACCGACACCGAUCUCUACUCCACCGACAUCCCGCCCUCGGGAACUGUCGAUUUCAUCGGAAGCUGCUACUUCACUGAAAUCUGCAAGUGCAAGCUGAAGAACAUCGCCUGCCUGAAGUGUGGGAACGUCGUUGGCUACCACGUGAUUUGUCCCUGCAAGCCCUGCCUGCUGUCCUGCAACAACGGCCACCUCUGGAUGUUCCACAGCCAGGCGGUGUUCGGCGUCGACAGGCUCGACCCCUCCGGUGUGAACGUAUUGCUCUGGGGCAACCUGCCAGAUUUGGAGGAGAGCACAGAAGAAGACACGUCCUGCGCCUCUGAGGAGGAGUACAUCAGAUGAACGUCACCUGCAGGAUCUCCCCUCCACUUGUGGCCUGCUUGGUUUGGAUUUAUUUAAUUUCACCUGAUGGCCCAUCAGAGCUCAAACAACAAGGGGGAAAAAAACCCAGGAAAUCUGGGAAAAAAAUCCCAAAAAAAGGAAUUCUUCUUGCUCUUUCCCUGUAACCCUCCCUGGACUCCAUACACCUUGGAAAUGCGAACACAGAGUGCAUUUACCGAGCUCUGUUUUGCUUUUUAUUCUUAACCCUCUACAGCUGAUAAUCCUUCUUUUCUCCUUCCCUAAAGCACUUUUCACAGAGCAAAACCUCUCAGCUGCUUUCAGCUCAAUUAAAAAAAACCCUUCAGGAAUAAUCUGCCAGGUCGGGGGAGCUCUGGAAGAGCUCGGCUCUGUGGCUCAGAGUUCUGCUGCUCUGGCUCUGUGAUCUGCUGCUCUUCGCAGCUUCUCUGCACCCCAGGGUGCUCCUGAAUGCGCCCUGGGAAGCCUCUUAGAGCCCCUCCGUCUCUAUUGUUCAAUACUUUCAGGAUUCUGUCUCCACAGAGAUCGAGUUCAUGUUUUUUCUCCCCGAUAAAACAUAAA
This is a messenger RNA of Hirundo rustica (Barn swallow), 1153 nucleotides long. RefSeq names its product family with sequence similarity 72 member A (gene RUMY1). The transcript is spliced from 4 exons. NCBI's taxonomy places the organism in Eukaryota, Metazoa, Chordata, Aves, Passeriformes, Hirundinidae. Bases 128 to 577 code for a protein of 149 amino acids. Gene Ontology annotation, cellular component: cytosol. The record is from RefSeq and is a predicted model, not a curated record.